UGUGCAACUGAAGAAAAACACAUGGACAUUGCUGUGGCAAACCACAGCGACAUAUACCGCAGUCCCCACAGGACAAAGUGUAGCGUGCCAGCAGCUGUCUCCUCACCAUCAUCAGCAAAAACAGCAGAGAUGCUAUUAAGUUGCAUUAAGACCCACAGAUGCAAGUGGACCAGCAAACGCCAAAGGAAGAUAUCCUCAAACACAAGACUAGAGAGUUCGCCUGUGAGGGCCGGGCUGGAAGCAGCCCCUGGAACCGGCCUGCGGUGUGAAAGUGCUGCUGUGCCGCUGCAGUGAUCGGUGCGGUUGCGGUGUUAAAGGGACAAUGAUCGCACCGGCGGCGCAGCCUCGUCGAGCACGAACCACGCCCUAUCUGGUGAAAAAGGAUCCUGCUGUUGAAACCGCGGAGGAAGCAAAGGAACCAGCGGAGGCAGACAUCAAUGAACUCUGUAAAGACAUGUUCAGCAAAAUGGCCACUUACUUAACAGGUGAACUGACAGCCACCAGUGAAGACUACAAACUCUUGGAAAACAUGAAUAAGCUGACUAGCUUGAAGUACCUAGAAAUGAAAGAUAUUGCUAUAAACAUCAGUAGAAAUCUUAAGGAUUUGAAUCAAAAAUAUGCUGAUCUUCAGCCAUAUCUGGAACAAAUAAACCUAAUUGAGGAGCAGGUUGCAGCUCUGGAGCAGGCAGCGUAUAAAUUGGAUGCGUAUUCCAAAAAACUUGAAGCCAAGUACAAAAAACUGGAGAAACGAUGAAGUUAAACAGUCUUUAUGUUGGAGUUGGGCAACGAGUCAGACUGUUUUCAGGUUUUGCACAACAGCAGUUCUGUAUGUUGCCAAGGAUUUGGUUGCACCUAACAUCGAGACUGGGAACUUCUUCUAGCUAUUGAAUACAGUAGGCUGUAUUCAGGCUUAAGGCUGAAUAAUAUUUUCCUCUUCUCAGGAGGUUCUGUUGCUCAGUUGUUUUGCAGUGACAAGUAGAAGCCUGUCCCUAACCCAUGCUGAUAUUGGCUAUGUGUGUGUUAGUCCUGUUUUUCACGUGAAAUAUUCUGUCUAAGAAAAUUCCUCUGUAACCUAUAAAGACAUUUUCCCUCAAUAGCAGUAGGACCAAAACUUCACUUUUUCCUUCAUUGAGCUCUGUGUUGAGAAGAUACUUGGGCCUUUGGACUCAUGAGAGGGGUAUUGAAACCCCUUAAUUUUGGUAUCCCCCGUUAUCUGUUUGACAUAGGGAGACUAAUUACUAUAAAUUUACAAUAAAACAACUUGCUGCAUUUGUU
Messenger RNA from Neopelma chrysocephalum (saffron-crested tyrant-manakin), 1275 nucleotides. RefSeq names its product biogenesis of lysosomal organelles complex 1 subunit 2 (gene BLOC1S2). The record is from RefSeq and is a predicted model, not a curated record. Bases 323 to 754 code for a protein of 143 amino acids. Lineage: Eukaryota; Metazoa; Chordata; Aves; Passeriformes; Pipridae. Gene Ontology annotation, cellular component: gamma-tubulin complex; BLOC-1 complex; BORC complex. Gene Ontology annotation, biological process: lysosome localization; endosomal transport. The transcript has 5 exons. Gene Ontology annotation, molecular function: gamma-tubulin binding.